Messenger RNA from Populus nigra (black poplar), 4071 nucleotides. RefSeq lists its product as uncharacterized. Bases 295 to 3555 code for a protein of 1086 amino acids. Gene Ontology annotation, cellular component: cytoplasm. The record is from RefSeq and is a predicted model, not a curated record. Gene Ontology annotation, molecular function: protein binding. NCBI's taxonomy places the organism in Eukaryota, Viridiplantae, Streptophyta, Magnoliopsida, Malpighiales, Salicaceae. The transcript has 12 exons.
ACAAUCGGUAACCAACAAAUUAGAGUUCUCCGCUUCAAAGUCAUGGGGGCUGAGAUGCUUCCGCCGAAGCCGAAGUCAAACCUUUCCCCUCCAUAUCUAUGUCUCCCACCCAAACAAACAAACAGACCCUCUCGCUCUCGCUCUCGCUCUCCCUCCCAUUUCCUUCUUCUUCACACAAAAACCAUGACACUCAUCUCUCUCUUCUCUUUAACCUCCCCUAAACCUCCUUUCUCUCUCUAAAUCCCUCAAGCCUCUCUCUCUCUCUCUCUCUAUAUAUAUAUAUAUAUAUUCAUAAUGGCGAUCGUAACAGGAGAUCGUUAUCUAGAAAAACUAGUCAAAUUCGUUGAAGAACAAGCCGGUUCGUUAAUUGACGGGACCCUUGUCUUAAAGCUUAACCCAGGCGGUCUCCGCUACGUCGAUUCACGACUCGAAUCACUACACGAGUUAGAGAAUUUAUUAUCCGGAGCUCCAGUUGAUUAUCUUCGCGCUUACAUUUCUGACCUCGGUGACCACCGUGCUCUCGAGCAGUUACGGCGGAUUCUCCGUUUGUUGACGGAGUUAAAGGUUGUUUCGGUUUUGCCUCCGACGACGCGUGAUCCGACGCCGGUUUGUUUGGUUCCGUUUGGGAGAUUGAGGGUUUUGGAACUUAGAGGUUGUGAUUUGUCUACGUCGGCUGCCAAAGGGUUGCUUGAAUUGAGACAUACUCUGGAGAAGAUUGUUUGUCACAAUUCUACUGAUGCAUUACGGCAUGUAUUUGCUAGUAGGAUUGUGGACAUAAAGGACUCACCGCAAUGGAAUCGGUUGUCAUUUGUAUCGUGUGCGUGUAAUCGACUGAUUUUGAUGGAUGAGUCUUUGCAACUUCUUCCUGUUGUGGAAACUCUUGAUUUGAGUCGAAAUAAGUUUGCAAAGGUGGAUAAUUUGCGGAAGUGUACCAAAUUGAAGCACUUGGAUCUUGGGUUCAAUCAUCUGAGAUCAAUUGCACCCUUUUGUGAGAUCUCCUGUCACAUUGUUAAACUUGUUUUGAGGAACAAUGCCCUAACAACAUUACAUGGGCUUGAGAAUUUGAAGUCACUUGAAGCCCUUGAUGUGUCCUAUAAUAUUAUUUCCAAUUUCUCAGAGCUGGAGUUCCUUACUGGCCUCCCAUGUUUGCGAAACUUGUGGUUGGAAGGAAAUCCUUUGUGCGGUGCUCGAUGGUAUCGGGCUCAAGUAUUCAGCUAUGUUGUUCAUCCAGAAGCAGUGAAGUUAGACGACCAAGAAAUCAGCGCAAGAGAGUUUUGGAAGAGGCAAAUCAUAAUUGCCAGGAGGCAGAAACGACCUACCAGCUUUGGAUUUUAUUCUCCUGCUAUAGGAGAUGAUGAAGGAGAUGGAAAUAUCAACAGGAAAAGGAGUAAAGUAUCUCGUCUUGCUUCAAUUUCAAAUAAAGAAGAGACCAUUUAUUUUUCCUCUGACCAAGAGUCUCCAUCUUUUGAUAAUGAGAUUCAAAGCAAAGAGGAGAAUGACAUAUCUGAUGAUGAAGCUGAAAUAGUUGAUCUGAUUAACAGAGUUGAGCUCAUGAAAAAGGAGCGUUCUACUCUUUGGUUGCGGGAAUUUAAGGACUGGAUGGAUCAUGAAUCGGAGAAUAUUGCGGAUUGCAGUACAUAUUGUGGGGUUACAUUGCAUCAUGCAAAGGAAAAUCAUCCAACAAACAAGUCAACACAGAAGGACCAUUGUGAUAGUUCUAGAGAUUCUAUGGAUGAUCUUCAAGCUUCUGGAGAUGAGACCAGUACAAAUCUCCUUGAGUCUAAUAGUUCAUUUGUUGAUACUGGUUCAUAUGGUGGGGUUGCUUUACCAGGGAUGGGGAACAUGAAUCUAAGACAGAAGCAUCAAAAGUCUUAUUUACAUGAAGGGUCUGGUAGUAUGUCUAUGCAAAGUAGAAGUUCCCACACAGGUAGCUCUACUGUCCAAGGAGUCCAUACAAUAGUUGGAAAUGGAAGCAUAUCAUUGUUGACCACUCAUUCAUCUCCUGCAUAUCCUAGGUCUCCUCCUCAUUAUGAGGAGGACAUUUUGCAACGACGCAACAACUUAGUGGAAGAAAUUUUGCAGCUAUCUGCAGAAUCCUAUUCAGUGGCAUCAUCUAACAGUAAUACUAGCUCUAGUGAUGAUGAUUUAUAUGCAUUUGGAGAUUCAUCAUAUGAAGCUGCUAAAUCACAAAAUGAAGAGUAUUUGAAUCCCAAGGCCGGAGGGAAAUUAUCUUCUAAUCCUUUGAAGGAUCAAGGACAUGGAAUCCAUCAUGUGAUGGAAAACGACAGUUAUCUAAAUGAUUCACAAACCUCAAUUUCCACAAAAUUUUUGAGUUCAAACUCCAAUGAUUUCUCUGCUGGCUCUCAUGAUGGUGAAAAUGCUCAUUUUGCCAACCAAGAGGCUGAUUUGCUGGAGAAAGGAAAAAACAAAAGGAAACCAAGAAGAAUAGUCAUUUCUUUGCUAGAGAAUAUGGUUGGCAGGAUAGGGAGACCAGAAAAAUUAAAUGGAAAUGGGGAUACUUGUGGAGCUGAUUUGGUGGAUGAGCAAGGGGAACAAAUUGUUUGUGAGAGUGAUUUUCAUGUUACUGAUAAGAAACAGCUGCACACAAAUUCUUUUACAACCCUGGAUGCUGUAAAUGUCAAUGGAUUCUCUGAUGAUUUUAUUGAGAAUUAUUUUAAUGAGAAAGUAGCAGAUUCCAGAAUUAAUGAAAGCUGUAGGAAUUAUAUGCGAUGCGAUUGCAUACUAGAGCCAGAAUCCAUGUACAGAGAAAGAGAAGUAGUUUUGUUGCUGAGCAGUGAAGACAAGCUGUAUGUACUGCUCAUUGAUGUAGCAUUUGAUGGAUCGGGAAGCAUUUUAAGUUUGCUGGGUUGGCACAGAGUUGAAGAUGUUAGAGAAGUUUUAGUUGGUAUAGGACUUCAGGUCGUGAGGGUAUACAUUGAAAGGGGAGCAACCUACCUGUUUCUAACGCGGAGCAUUGAGAAGUCAAGGCAGGUACUUGAUAUCUUGCAAGUCUCUGGACCAUGCACAACAAAUAAUAAGUGUUUGCUGAAAAGUUUGGAGCAGGUUCAGGCUGAGUUGUUUGGGCAGCAAAUAUGUCGAGGUUUGAAACUGAGCAUAUUCCAAUAUUCUAUGGUGCUUUUUAGGCACAGGAAGAACGAAGAGGACUCGUGGCUUCCCAGAUCACUGUUUGUAAGUGGGGGGCAUGUGCUUUUGUGUGUUGAAGAUCUUAAGCAGUUCAGGAGUUCCUCAGUGGAUGCAUCUUCGCCUCCAUAUUUCUUGCUUGAUUCUUGUUGCUCCAUUAGUGAUGUGUCUGAGCUGUUCAGCAUGACGCAUGAGAGGGAAAUGAUGUUAAGAAGGAAACAGACUGGUUCGAUGUCUCUUAUCUUUUCACCGCUAUCGGACUUGGCAUUUUCUCAGCAAAUUCCCACUUCGGUGAUGGGCUAUCUCUGCCUCGGGCACUUGGAUGGGUGUCUUUUUAGUUCUGCCACAAGCCAGCAGGGCCAUUCCUGGACCUUAGGAGCUCGGUGUGCUAGAGACAAUGGCUUAGAAUCAUGAGGUGGUCUGCCAAAUGAUCAUUAUGUGAACAUGCCGAACAGUCAAAGCACCAUUUUUCACCAAAUCUCGGACAAAGGGAGUGUUCAAUCUGAAUGGACAGGAUUCAAACUGAGAUGUGUAGCACUGAGCUGGUUAUCAUACGUUAAUGUGGGAGGCAUGGGUAAUGAUGGAUGCUCAAGUUUAGUCGUAAGGUGGGGGGAGCCAGAUAGUUUCAAAAGCCAUCACUGCUAAUGGACUCUACUUUGCCUCAAUCGAUGGCUUGCUGUUUCUUGGAACACCAGGAGAUCAGUUUGGAGCCUAAAAAAUAAUAAUCAUAUAGACAAAGGUGGAUGUUCGAUCGUCUCAGCUGCCAGCCCAAUCAGCAUUUGAGAAUGUCACGAGUAACAUCCCCGAGUUUUUUCAUUUAAAACAAAACAUGUACAUGAAAAUUGGGGUAUUUUAUAUAUAAAAGACAAGGUCUCUUCUGUAUAAAGGCUCACCCAAUCAAUACACCAGAUACUAAAUUUACUCUUUCCA